Molecule: messenger RNA, 1122 nt
Organism: Rosa rugosa (rugosa rose)
Lineage: Eukaryota; Viridiplantae; Streptophyta; Magnoliopsida; Rosales; Rosaceae
Exons: 6
Coding region: 287-847 (186 amino acids)
Source: RefSeq, a predicted model, not a curated record
AUAUAUAUAGAUAUCGGAGCGUAUUUCUCAGAAAGAAAAAGAGAAAAGAUGAGAUGUUCAAUCCUCAUGGAUAAAAUGCCUUCUCCGUUUCAGAUUGUGUCCCUAUCUCUACAAGUCACCGAUUCAGAGCGACGAAGCUACCUGCAAUCUCAGCUCCUUCUCGGUCCUUCCUCCUCACACCGGGUCAAAUUAGGGUUCAAUCGAUCGGGCCCUUAACCUUGACUUCUUCGGUUCUUCUUCUGCUAUUCUCUGUUCUAAAUUUCAAGCUGUUCUACAUUUCAAGAAUAUGGCUCUUCGUUCUGUGCUUGGAAAGAUGGGGAGAACUAUGACUAUGACGAGUGGCAAAUGUAUUCACAAAAAUGGUAGACUAGUUUUGAAGCUUGGGAAUUUUGAGGCUGAAGCUAUCAACCACAAAAACAAUAACAAUAAUAAGGAUGCUCCUUCGAAGGAUGAUCCUCUUACUGCUUAUCUCUUUGAAAUGGGUUGUUAUAAUGAAAAUGGGAUUCUAAUUCCAAUGACUGUUAAUAGGGGGAUUGAUUAUCAUAUGGAUUUGGGGGGCAUAGGACCUGCCCGUUUUGCUGUGGAAGAGUUCAACAAGAGGAAGAAAACCCAACUGCAAUUUGUGAGAGUGCAGAGAACCUGGAUGAAACCACUGUAUCAUCAUAAAUGUAUGUAUAAACUACUACUGGAUGCAGCUGAUGCCGCCGGUGUGGUGAACUUUUACCUAGCAUAUGUUGAGAUAGAUGAUAUAAAUGAAGGAAUGUGGUUGAAAGAAUUCAAUAUUUUCCGUGAUAAUGGAUACCCUUCAAGACUAUAUCAUCACCUAGACAACUUCUUUGUUGAAUGAUGCUUAAUUGAUUCAGAGGGGUGGUAAUCAUUUGGUAUGCACUGCAACUAUAACAGAGGUGUCAGGUGAAGGAGCUGCAAUAUUGUCAGUCAUAGGAUAGCUGGGUUUCCUUUCCUGUUCGGGAUACCACUUUGGAGAUUAAUCCCUUCGAUUAAUAGGAAAAUUCUAGUAACUUUGAUCUUAGAAACAUACAAGAGGGCAGAAUUCAGCAUUUCGUUUUAUUGUUUAUAAAUUACAUGUAUGACAAUAUUUUGUCGGGCAAUGCGUAAACCCGU